Rhodofomes roseus is the source of this 855-nucleotide messenger RNA. RefSeq names its product small GTPase superfamily. Gene Ontology annotation, cellular component: fungal-type vacuole membrane; phagocytic vesicle; late endosome. The record is from RefSeq and is a predicted model, not a curated record. Bases 1 to 612 code for a protein of 203 amino acids. Gene Ontology annotation, biological process: regulation of vacuole fusion, non-autophagic. NCBI's taxonomy places the organism in Eukaryota, Fungi, Basidiomycota, Agaricomycetes, Polyporales, Fomitopsidaceae. The transcript is spliced from 7 exons. Gene Ontology annotation, molecular function: GTPase activity; GTP binding.
AUGGGUCGUGUUCUGCUCAAGGUUAUCAUCCUCGGCGACAGCGGCGUCGGGAAGACAUCGCUCAUGAACCAGUACGUGAACAAACGGUUCAGUAACCAGUACAAGGCAACCAUUGGCGCGGACUUUUUGACGAAGGAAGUCAUGGUGGACGACCGGUUGGUGACUAUGCAGCUCUGGGAUACUGCUGGUCAGGAGCGCUUCCAGUCACUUGGCGUCGCGUUCUAUCGAGGUGCCGACUGCUGCGUCCUUGUUUACGAUGUGAACAGCGCCAAGUCGUUCGAGACACUGGACAGUUGGCGGGAUGAGUUCCUCAUUCAGGCCAGCCCACACGAUCCAGAGAACUUCCCCUUCGUCGUUCUUGGCAAUAAGAUAGAUAUGGAGGAGAACAAGCGCCAGGUCACCCAGAAGCGCGCCAUGACCUGGUGCCAAUCGAAAGGCAACAUCCCAUAUUUCGAGACGUCGGCAAAGGAGGCCAUCAACGUCGAGCAGGCAUUCCAAACUGUUGCAAAGAAUGCGCUGCAGCAGGAGGCAGAAGAGCAGCUAUAUGUCGACUACCCCGACCCUAUCAGGAUCGACCAAGAGAGCACGCGGAGCUUUGGCUGCUGCUCGUAAGGAGCGUCAUCCGUCACUGCAUACCACCCCAUCAUGUCCUUACGACUUCCGGUUACCCUGUCAUCUUCGAACGAUGUUCUGUCGCGCACUUGUUUCUACGCCUUGUUCAUACUAAUGUGUUCUCGACGAUACUUGUACAUUCAUACGCACAAUUCCACUGUUUAUGUCGUCGAGUGAAUGUCAUCCACUCGUUUGCUCAUUACGGACGUCUCUGAGGAUCUGCCCCGCCUGUGUCGGGCCGAU